CAAGUAUAGGGAGCGAUAAUGCAAAUAUAGAUAGUGUGUUGAGUUGAGAGUGAGUCACGUGCGGUAUGAGGAGCGUGGAUGAUCGUCGCCGGUGGUGAGUUCAAUGUUGAAUAAGCCUUCCUCGCACUUCCUCCACACCGCCGCCGCCGCCAUGUCCAUCCGUCCUUCCUCCUCCUACUCCUACAGAGGCGGCCGUAAUCAAUGGCGCGGCAGAGGAUAUUCAAAUCGCCCCCCCUACUCUCCCCUUCCUGACAACCAUAACAAUGACGCCACUACUGAAUUCCGUCCGGAUUACAGCCCUCAUCCUCCACCGCAUUUCAAUUCUCGACCCGCUCCUUUCAAUCACUAUCAUCCACCAUACACCAAUCCGUACCAGCAGCAGCCACCUUUCUACUACCAGAACCCACAUUUUCAACCCCCUCCUCCAUUGUACAAUCAACAACAGUUUCGUCCACCUCCACAAAGGCGCCCCUCAAAUGACUAUCGUAACUGGGAGCAGGCCAAACCAGGGCCUCCCCCUACUUGUGAGCGGUUUACGGUCCUCUCAUACAACAUACUAGCUGAUUACCUCGCUAUCAAUCAUCGAACCAAGCUUUACUUUCACAUUCCUCGACAUAUUCUCCAAUGGGAAUAUCGCUUCACUAAAAUCUUGUUUGAGCUGGGAUUAUGGUCCUCUGAUAUAUUAUGCCUUCAGGAGGUUGAUAGAUUUCAGGAUUUAGAACAAAACUUAAAGCUUCGCGGAUACACCGGUAUCUGGAAGAUGAGAACUGGUGAGCCAGUUGAUGGUUGUGCAAUAUUUUGGCGUUCAUCAAGAUUUAAGCUUCUGCAAGAGGAAGCUAUCGAGUUCAAUAAGUUUGGACUGCGAGAUAAUGUUGCCCAGAUAUGUGUUCUAGAGUCGCUAAGUGAGAAAAGUUCAGCAGGAUCACAUCCACCUGCAUCCUCUGAAGGCCGUAAUAAAGUCGUAAUAUGUAAUAUUCAUGUGCUCUUCAACCCUAAAAGGGGAGAGAUUAAGCUCGGACAGGUUAGGAUACUUCUAGAAAGAGCUUAUGCUACAUCAAAGCUUUGGGAUGAUGCUCCUGUUGUUCUAUGUGGAGAUUUUAACUCAACCCCAAAGAGUUCACUGUACAACUUCAUAUCCGAGCAAAAGUUAAAUGUGUCUGAACUGCCUAGAGAUAAGAUAUCAGGACAAUAUUCUGCUGAAAUUUAUCCCAAAAGACCGGUUUUCUCUAAUUUCAGAAGUCAGUCAAUUAAUAAUGCUACUCAAUCUCCCACAUCAGUUGAUAACAAGGGAGGGUUAUCUUCUAGUUUGCCUACGAAUACAACACUUACGGAAGAUGAAAAAACCACUAAGGAAGAAAGUGAGGGCAGUUCUGUAAACUGCACCUCAGAAAUUACGGAAAAUAUCUCAUCUGGUGUGAUUACCGAUGAUAACAAUCCAGAUGGACUACUAAAAGCCAUAGAAGAUCUAUCCAUAGGUGAGGAUUCCACGUCAUUUUUGUCCGGGUUACAUGGUCCCGAUGGAAGUGUUGUGGAAGAUGGAGCUGACGUGGCGGACAGUGAACCUUUUGUGGAGAAUCAGAAUCCUUGUUAUGACCCGUCAGGUUGGACCCCUAUGGAAAUACAGGCCGCAACUGGGAGUUCAGAAUGCAAGACCAUGGAACACCAUCUAAAAUUAAGAAGCACAUAUACCGAAGUUGAGGAUUAUUCAGGAACUAGAGACUCGUACGGUGAGCCUCAAGUAACUAGCUACCAUAGGGGUUUCCAGGGGACUCUUGACUACAUCUGGCGAUCUGAAGGUCUUCAAACUGUUAGGGUUCUUGCUCCUAUACCAAAAAAAGCAAUGGAAUGGACUCCUGGAUUUCCUACAAAGAAAUGGGGAAGUGAUCAUGUUGCAUUGGUUGCUGAAUUGGCUUUCAAUAAAGUUGCCGAUGAAGAAAAAUCAGAAAUUCAGUAGCAAACAAGUCUCAUUUCAGAUGUUUCCCAGAAAGAGGGAAGAGUUUACUGCUGCUGCCAGUGGAUUCUUUUAAGUUUAAGUUUCACGCUGAUCUACAAGUAUGAUUAUGUCUGUAAAUAUACAUUCCUGAUGUGAUUUUUGAGCACUAGGAAGGAGGGCUUUUUUUGUUUGUUUGUUUGUUUGUAUCAGGGUUAAUUAUUGUUUUCAUCAAAAUGGUCUCAACUUGUCUUAGCUGUC
Messenger RNA from Helianthus annuus (common sunflower), 2191 nucleotides. Its product is annotated as carbon catabolite repressor protein 4 homolog 6. Lineage: Eukaryota; Viridiplantae; Streptophyta; Magnoliopsida; Asterales; Asteraceae. The record is from RefSeq and is a predicted model, not a curated record. The transcript has 16 exons. Bases 104 to 1954 code for a protein of 616 amino acids. Gene Ontology annotation, molecular function: 3'-5'-RNA exonuclease activity.